Messenger RNA from Sphaeramia orbicularis (orbiculate cardinalfish), 3071 nucleotides. RefSeq lists its product as uncharacterized. The record is from RefSeq and is a predicted model, not a curated record. The coding region runs from base 1 to 2781 and encodes 926 amino acids. NCBI's taxonomy places the organism in Eukaryota, Metazoa, Chordata, Actinopteri, Kurtiformes, Apogonidae. The transcript has 11 exons.
AUGCUGCUGUUCCUGCUGCUGCUGCUCCCAUCCAAUGCUCUGGCAAAUGGGUUCUACGGGACAACACUGACCUAUUAUCCGACAAAUGCUACUCCAAGUGGAUCUGUCAGCGUUGUCCGAUCUAAGCUCACCUUCCCAAACUGCACUUUUGACAUUUUUUGGCAAUGUCUCAAUGAUAACUGUGGGGUUGAGACUUCAGUAGCAGUGAAUGUGGUUGACAGGGAAGCUACUGGAGAGUUUUGUCAGACGGAGGUCAUCUCGACGUGGCAGGUUUCCACAAAUGCUCCGUUUCAACUGGUGUUGAGCGGUAGGAACUGGACAAGUAAUUUAAAUGGAAUUGCCAGUUACAGAGCUGUGACUGUUGUGGAACUGAGGAACCGCUCCGACACCGGCCAGGCCAACAGAUCACCACAGACCACCAUCCUGCCUGUUCUCCGAGUUCCUGCAAACUGUCAGAGAGCUUUUAAUCUCUUGGCCUUUGACCCUGAUGGAGACCAGGUGAACUGCAGAUAUGGAAAUGAAACACUGUCAGAGUGUAACCCCUGUACACCACCAUCUGUUCUCAACCUCUCACCAUCUUGCACCUUAUCAUUCAGCCCUACCAGCGCUAAUAAUGUGGGUUCGUACGCUGUGCAGCUGGUUAUGGAGGACUUUCCCAGACAGACGAUCACCCUGACUCAAACUAAUAACUCGCAAAUAACAACUGAGUUGAAAAAUACAAACGACGCCAUCAGCAAAAUACCUGUCCAGUUUUUAUUCAGAGCCAAUGGAGCUCAGCUGUCCAUUCCUGUUAGCCAAACUAUAGAAAUCAGCAUACAAGCAGAAGCAAACAUCUCCACGAUCUUUGAUCUGCUGUUCAGCGGACCACACAACGUAAAUGAGACCUCAUCAGGACCAGGACAAUACAUCCUGAGAUGGACGCCAUUGCAGAGGGAAUCUGGACAAAGUCACCCCAUCUGCUUUGUCGUGCAGGCAGUUUUAAAUUCAGCCAAAUAUCAUUCAGAGCUUCGAUGUGUCAUUGUGACUGUUGGAAACGAUCCUUUAACAACACAGACUCCUGAAACAACCACUGCACCGAUUACUACACCACCAGUUAAUGCAACCGCUGCACCAAAUGCCACUGCAUCCUUCACAACUACACCACCAGUUAAUGCAACCGCUGCAUCAAAUGCAACUGCAUCCUUCAUAACUACACCACCAGUUAAUGCAACCGCUGCACAAAAUGCAACUGCAUCCUUCAUAACUACACCACCAGUUAAUGCAACUGCCGCACAAAAUGCAACUGCAUCCUUCAUAACUACACCACCAGUUAAUGCAACCGCUGCACCAAAUGCCACUGCAUCCUUCACAACUACACCACCAGUUAAUGCAACCGCUGCAUCAAAUGCAACUGCAUCCUUCAUAACUACACCACCAGUUAAUGCAACCGCUGCACAAAAUGCAACUGCAUCCUUCAUAACUACACCACCAGUUAAUGCAACUGCCGCACAAAAUGCAACUGCAUCCUUCAUAACUACACCACUUGUUAAUGCAACCGAUGCACAAAAUACGACUGCAUCCUUCAUAACUACACCACUAGUUAAUGCAACUUUUGCACCAAAUGCAACUGCAUCCUUCACAACUACACCACCAGUUAAUGCAACCGCUGCACAAAAUGCAACUGCAUCCUUCAUAACUACGCCACCAGUUAAUGCAACCGCUGUACAAAAUGCAACUGCUUCCUUCAUAACUACACCACCAGUUAAUGCAACCGCUGCACCAAAUGCAACUGCACCCUUCACAACUACACCACCAGUUAAUGCAACCGCUGUACAAAAUGCAACUGCUUCCUUCAUAACUACACCACCAGUUAAUGCAACCGCUGCACCAAAUGCAACUGCACCCUUCACAACUACACCACCAGUUAAUGCAACCGCUGCACAAAAUGCAACUGCUUCCUUCACAGCUACACCACCAGUUAAUGCAACCGCUGUACAAAAUGCAACUGCUUCCUUCAUAACUACACCACCAGUUAAUGCAACCGCUGCACCAAAUGCAACUGCUUCCUUCAUAACUACACCACCAGUUAAUGCAACCGCUGCACCAAAUGUAACUGCUUCCUUCAUAACUACACCACCAGUUAAUGCAACCGCUGCACCAAAUGCAACUGCACCCUUCACAACUACACCACCAGUUAAUGCAACGGCUGCACAAAAUGCAACUGCAUCCUUCGUAAUUACACCACCAGUUAAUGCAACCGCUGCACAAAAUGCAACUGCUUCCUUCAUAACUACACCACCAGUUAAUACAACCGCUGCACCAAAUGCAACUGCUUCCUUCAUAACUACACCACCAGUUAAUACAACCGCUGCACCAAAUGCAACUGCUUCCUUCAUAACUACACCACCUCCUGCAGCAACAAUAAAUGCAACUACUGCACAAACUGCACCAAUCAUGUCAACAUUCUUAAUGAACAUGACUCCAACAAGCAUUACAACAACAACGAGGAGGACACAUACAACCCCACCUGCAACACAAAUCUUGACCUCUACUCCCUCCACUACUUCCUCCACAACCACCAUUCCUUCAACAAUAUCACCUGAUACAACCCCAGCACCUACAUCAACAACUCCACUUGAAAGUGUUUAUGUUUUGGGGGUAACCAUGACGGUUUCAGCGUCUUCUAACCUCACUGAAGAUGACUUCAACAAUAUUGUCCAACAGGUCAGAAAUGAAUUGCGUCAACGCUUUGGUCUUUCACGUUUUGUUUUGCGCCUGGUGGAUACAGAGCGACUCCCAUAAGAGUGCCCUGCUGGUGGACCCUGACAGUACGUCCAUGAGUGAAGACACAUUCAACCAGAAGGACUGCUGAUCUACACCGCCCCCCCCCAACCACCACAGUCCUGUUGGUCUGGGUUUGCAUUCAUGUGGUGGGAGCGUUUAUAUUUUACAGAUGAAGGUUCUUAUCCAUCUGUCUGCAGAAGGGCUCUCAAACUCAUUUUCUUCUGAGGUUCCACAUUCAGCUCGAUUUGAUCUCCAGUGGGCCGGACCAGUAAAAUAAUAACAGAAUAACCUAUAAAUAAUGACAACUC